This is a messenger RNA of Hemibagrus wyckioides, 813 nucleotides long. RefSeq names its product cingulin-like. The transcript is spliced from 4 exons. NCBI's taxonomy places the organism in Eukaryota, Metazoa, Chordata, Actinopteri, Siluriformes, Bagridae. The record is from RefSeq and is a predicted model, not a curated record. The coding region runs from base 1 to 813 and encodes 270 amino acids.
AUGGAGUCAGGCACAUUCAGCUGGGAGAGCUUGUCUCUAAGCAGAGAUGCUCUGGCUAAAGCUGAGGAGAAACAUCAGAAGGAUGUGGAGACCAUCAGUCAGCUGGAGAAGGAGAAGUCUGACCUGACAGAAAAGGUGGAGACUCUGAGAGAGACAGUGGAGGACAUGGGGGACCAGCUCUUUGAGUGUAACAGAGAGUGUGAUGAGUUAAUGAGCGAGCGAAAGACUCACAACAUCCUCCAAGCAGAGAAAGAUGAGAUGAAGAAGACCAUCACUCAGAUGGAGGAGGAGAAAGAUGAGAUGAAGAAGACCAUCACUCAGAUGGAGGAGGAGAAAGAUGAGAUGAAGAAGACCAUCACACAGAUGGAGGAGGAGAAAGAUGAGAUGAAGAAGACCAUCACUCAGAUGGAGGAGGAGAAAGAUGAGAUGAAGAAGACCAUCACACAGAUGGAGGAGGAGAAAGAUGAGAUGAAGAAGACCAUCACACAGAUGGAGGAGGAGAAAGAUGAGAUGAAGACUCUAAGUCACAUGGAGGAGUUACUGAAGGUAAACAUUUCUCCUCACGAAUCUGCUGGUGUGUGUGUGUGGGUGUUUGUGUGUGUGUGUGUGUGUUUGUGUGUGUGUGGGUGGUUACAUUUUGUCCUCCAAAAUACAUUUUUGAAGAUUCUCAUGAAUCAGUAUUUAAAACUGGAGAAAGAGAAGUCUGACCUGACAAAAAAAGUGGAGACUCUGAGAGAGACAGUGGAGGAACUGGGGAACCAGCUCACUGAGACACAUGUGCAGUGUGAUGAGCUCACGGAUGUAAGUGACUAA